GCUGGGGUCGGUGUGACGGGGCCGGGGGGCUGUGAGGAGGCUGGGGGUGCUGAGCACAGAGGUGCAGUUCUGGGCAGUGCAAAGCUGGGUAGGGGGCACGGGAUUCAGGGGUGCAGGAUCUGAAGGUGCAGGGGUGGAGAACACAGGGGUGCAACCAUGAGUGCAUGUUCUGUGGGUACAGAGCACAGAGGUUCAGGGCUUGGGGAUGCCAUGUACAUGGGUACACGGUGCUGGAUGUAGGGGUGCAAGGGCUGGGGGUGCUGGGCAUGAGGGUGCAGGGUCUGUGUGUGCAGGUCACAGAGAUGCAAAACAUAUGGGUGCAAGACUUUGGGUGCCAACAGGGUCCCUUCCACCCUGACGCCAUCCAGGGCUCUCCAGAAGCACUAAUGGAGAAGGACAUCAACGGCUGCCAGGAUGGGGCGAAGACAGAGCCAAGCGCCAGGCUGGGCACCGAGGGGACAGAGACACAGGUGAGACCAGGGGAACACCCGUGGGGGGAAGCAGGUGUGUGGUGGCCAUCCCCAAGUGGUGACAGCUGCCAUCAUCCACAGCUGGACGAUUUUGUGGGUCCUCACCCUGACUACAAUGAGGAGGAAGAAGAGCAGAAGUACUUUCGCCGCAAACGCCUCGGUGUCAUCAAGAACGUGGUGGCUGCCAGCCUGGCUGGCACCCUCACUUACAGCGUCUACCUGGGUCUGCUGGAGAUGCAGCUGAUCCUUCACUAUGAUGAGACCUACCGGGAGGUGAAGUACAGCAAUAUCCGGUUGGAGGACAUUGACCGCAAGGUGCUGAUGGGCAUCAACGUCACACCCGUGGCAGCGCUGCUCUACACACCCAUCCUCAUCAGGUACGGCCCCGCCACGCUCCCAGCCAGCAUGGAUCACUGGCAGGGCACCCACACUUCCUCUCCUUGCCCUGGCAGGUUCUUUGGCACCAAGUGGGCCAUGUUCCUGGCAAUUGGCAUCUACGCCCUCUUCGUCUCCAGCAACUACUGGGAGCGCUACUACACGCUGGUGCCCUCUGCAGUGGCCAUUGGCAUGGUGAUCGUGCCCCUCUGGGCCUCCAUGGGCACCUACAUCAUGCGGAUGGCCCAGAAGUACUACGAAUACAUUAACUACAAGGAGGAGCAGGAGAAGGAGAAGCAGCGGGCACCACGGGACGCCUGCAAUGCCUACGUCAUCAUCUUCCAGACCAUCUUUUACUCCUGCUUCCACUUGAGCUUCGUCUGCGCUCAGAUGCCCAUGGUCUUCUUCCUCAACAACUACCUCUACCAACUCAACCACACGCUCUUUGCAGUGAGGCACUGCGGUGAGGCUGCGGGUGGGGCGCAGGGCGGCACCGGGAGCCCCCCGCUUGGGAUUAACCACGGCCUGUGCCCCACUGGCAGGGACCCUGAGCCACGGCACGCUGCCUGGUUUCAACAAGACGGUGCUGCAGAGCCUUCCCCGCAGCGUCAACCUCAUCAUCGUGGAGAGCGCCUUGAUGGCCGCCGCCUUCCUCGCCAUGCUGGUGGUGCUGGUGCUGUGCGGCGCGGCGUACCGGCCCAUGGAGGAGAUCGACAUGCGCAGCAUCGGCUGGGGCAACAUCUUCCAGCUGCCCUUCAAGCACAUGCGGGACUAUCGCCUGCGGCACCUCUUCCCACUGUUCAUCUACAGUGGCUUCGAGGUGCUCUUUGUCUGCACGGGAUUUUCCCUGGUAGGAUCUGUGACGGGGUGGGAGGUGAUGGAGCAGGGACAGGUGAUGCUGAGCCCGUGCUCACUGCAGAACUACGGCGUGUGCGCCCUCGGGCUGGAGAGGCUGGCGUAUCUUCUCAUGGCCUACGGCUUCUCCGCCUCGGUGUGCUCCAGCCUGGCCCUGUGCAUGCUGCGCUUGCGCCGGCACAUCCCGCUCCUGGCUGGAGCCCUCAUCCACGCUGUGCUCCUGGUGACGCUCUUCUGCUGGGCGCCGGAACCCCGGUACCUGGCGCAGGCACCGCUGCUCUACAGCAUUGCCGCACUCUGGGGCACCGGCAGCGCCCUCAACAAGACCGGAAUCAGCAUCCUCCUGGGGAUGUUGUACAAGAAAAAGGAGCGCCAAGACUUCAUCUUCACCAUCUACCACUGGUGGCAGGCCCUGGCUAUCUUCGCCGUCUACCUGUGGUCAGGGCUGCCCAUGAAGGUAAGUCCCAGAUAUGCCCCAGCCCACUCGAGAGAUUCCAGGCUUUUUGGGGACACACCCCCACGACAAUCCCAAAACUCCGUGUGCCUCAGGCCAAGCUGUCCAUCAUGCUGCUGACGCUGGUGGUGGCGGUGGGAACAUACCUGUGGAUGGAGCGGAAGGUGGCGUGGAACAUGGAAGUGCGGCUGCCCCGCAUCCCACGCCCACGCCACAAAACACGUGGAUACCGCUACCUGGAGGACAACUCAGAUGAGACUGGCUCUGACGGUGACGGGGACAAGGAGGAUGAUGACAGGCACCCAACUGAGGCCACCAGGGAGGACGAGCUGCCAAAAGAGGACGGGGAGCUGCUGGGAUAGGGAGAGCCUGUCCUGGGCCUGCUCUUGGUACCUGAGGGGGUUCCACAGCUCUCCCCGGUGGGCCCAAAAUUCUACAAACCCCCUCAGGUCAGGCUUGCAGCCCCCAAGCUAAGCCUAAAGCCCCCAGGCAGCCCAGAUCCCCCCACAUUGGCUGAAGGACCCCCACUGGCCCAUGGAUCCCCUAGGUCAGGUCCAGAACCUCCAGAUUGAUCUACAGCCCCCAGCUUGUGGUACAGACCCCAGGCAGGCCCAUAGCCCCCCAAAUUAUGAUGUAGCUGCUCAGGUCAGACCUGCAGGCCCCGAUGCCAGCCCCAGAGCCCCCACACACAAAUCCACAGCCCCUCAUACAAGGCUCACACCCCCCCCAGGCAGAUCCACAGCCCCCCAGAUUUGGCCAAAGCCCUCCCCAGGUGAGGCCCACAGACCCCUGAGCAGAUGCACAUUCCCUCUAGCAAGGCUUGCAGCUCCCCACAAUGUCCUGCAGACCCCAGCCCUCCCGUAUUAGCCUAUUAGCUUCCAGACCCCUCAGGGCUACCCUGGAGCCCCCCAGGCAGAUCGGCCCCUUCCCAGACUGGCCCAUAGCCCUUCAGAGCAAACCCACACACGCCCCAGGCAGACCCUGCAGCCCCCCUAGGUUGUCCCGGAGCCCUUCUAGCUCAGCCUGCAGCCCCCCAGGCCGGCCCCGCAGCCUUCCCGACCUAUCCCACCCCCAUUUUCCUUCAAUAAACCCCCUCCCUCCGUGCCCUUAGC
Molecule: messenger RNA, 3266 nt
Organism: Zonotrichia albicollis (white-throated sparrow)
Lineage: Eukaryota; Metazoa; Chordata; Aves; Passeriformes; Passerellidae
Source: RefSeq, a predicted model, not a curated record